GCACCCCCCUCCCCCCGCCGACCCACCCCUCCCCCGCCGACCCCAUCCCACCCCACCUCCUCCCCCCGCCGACCCACCCCUUCCCCCGCCGACAUUCGGCUAUUGCCGCUUCUCCAGCUGCGCUCACCAUCAUCUCUGCAAUUGGAAGGAGAAAUUCCAUUGGAAUGGUAUGUUUUUUUUUAAUGGUAGUCAUUUUUUUCAGUAGUGAUUUUUUUUAAAUGGUAGUCAUUUUUUUCGUAGUGGUAGUGUUAUUGUCGUAUUGGUAUAGUUUUUGUCGCAUUGGUAUUGAUUUUGUCGCAUUGGUAGUGAUUAAAUCUGCAAUGGUAUUGAUGUUUUGUGAAAUGGUAGUGUUUUUAUUUCUUGAAUGGUAUUGAUGUUUUGUGAAAUGGUAGUGUUUUUAUUUCUUGAAUGGUAGUUUUCGUGUAAUGGUAUAAAUUUAUUUCUGCAAUGGUAGUUUUCGUGUAAUGGUAUAGAUUUAUUUCUGCAAUGUUAUUGAUAUUUUUCAAAGUGGUAGUGUUUGUCUAAUGGAUUGGUACUGAUUUCGUUUUUUUUUUUUUUUUUUUUUUUGCAGAAAGAUUGAGAAAAAUAUGGAAAGGAAAUCUGGCUGGGGAUUACGGAAGUGAGAGAAAGAGAGAAUUUUAAUUAAUAGAUUUUUGUAACUACCUUAAAUGUAAUUUAUUAAAAAAUUAAUUAAUAUAAUUUAUUUUUUCAUACCCAAUUUACCCUUAGUAACCACGGUGAUUACUACUUUGUAGUAAUCACCGUAACCCCUCCCCUAAAAUUUUUCUCACCGGAAAACAAUAAUCCACCAAUCCAUUACCAAGCCCCCGCCUUCUACAUCUCUUAUCCAAACCCCACCCCACAGUUACAAAACCCCGCCGCAUCCGCCGACGGAAGGGUGACUACUAAUUCGUUAAACGAUGGCAGAGCAAGAAACAGAGCAGCAGCAGCAGCAUCAAUUGAUCUUCAUUCCAUUCCCAGCCGCCGGCCACCUCGUCUCCAUGGUGGAACUCGCCAAGCUACUCGUCCGCCGCCACUCCACCCUCGCCGUCUCCAUCCCCAUCGUCACCUCCCCCUCCACAGCCGCCGCCGUCACCCGCUACAUCGACUCACUCGCCCCAACCCCGCGCGUGAACCUCCUCCGCCUCCCCAAAGACGACGGCGGAGGCCAGUCAUUCCCCGCCGCCAAUUUUACCCCUAUGAUCGAGUCUCAGAAGCCCCGAGUCAGAGAGGCAGUCUCCGCCGAGCUCGCUCGCUCCGGGGCUCGACUCGCCGGCUUCGUCCUCGACAUGCUCUGCACCUCGAUGUUGGAUCUGGCGGAGGAAUUCGGCGCUCCCUCGUACAUUUACUUCACCUCCGGCGCCGCUUUCCUCCGAUUUCAGCUCCACGUCCAGGAAUCGCACGACGAGGAAGGGUUUGACGUUACCGAGUUCAAGGAAGCCGAGUUGGCUUGCCCCGGUUUGACCCGCCCGGUUCCAAGUAAGGUUAUCCCUUCCGGGUUCCUGAACAAGGAAUGGGUGGCUUUGGUAUACACAAUCACAAGGAAUUUCAGGAAAACGAAGGGUAUUCUAGUCAAUACGGUGAGGGAGUUGGAGUCGUACGCGCUCGAGUCUCUCUCCGGUGGGAUGAACGUCCCCAAGGUGUAUCCGGUCGGACCAAUUUUGAACCUGAAGGGCGAGAAGUCGCGUAGGGACGACGACGACGUGACGAUCGAAUGGUUAGACCAGCAACCAGAGUCGUCGGUGGUGUUCCUCUGCUUCGGGAGCAUGGGAGCCUUUCGUGGGGAGCAGGUUAGAGAGAUCGCCUGCGCGCUGGAGGGAAGCGGACACAGGUUUUUAUGGUCCUUGCGUCGACCUGGGGAAGGAGGACCGUGGGCUAGCCCGACGGAUUAUGAAGAUGUCAGGGAGGUUUUGCCGGAAGGGUUUCUCGACCGGACGGCGGAAGUAGGGAGGGUGAUGGGAUGGGUGCCACAGGUGGCUGUUCUGGCUCAUAAGUCGAUCGGAGGGUUCGUAUCUCACUGCGGGUGGAAUUCGACGCUGGAGAGCUUGUGGUUUGGGGUGCCGAUGGCUACAUGGCCGAUGUACGCAGAGCAACAGUUCAAUGCUUUCUUGUUGGUGGAGGAACUGGAGAUAGCCACGGAGGUUAGAAUGGACUAUCGAAGUGAGAGUGAGGAGGUCGUGUCGGCUGAGGAACUGGAGAGAGGAAUCAGAAGCUUGAUGGAGGAUUGCUCCAGGAAGGGGAGAAUGAAGGAAUUUAGUGAUCUAGUCAGGGGUGCAUUGAUAGAUGGCGGAUCUUCUUCGUCUUCCAUCGCUGAAUUUAUUGGAGAUGUGAGUAACAACGAUCUAUGAUCUUACUACUACUAGAUGUAACAAUCUCAGGUGAUUCGAAGAUCUUACUAAUACUUUGUGUCAAUCAACGGGCAUGGAAGAUAGUGGAAAGUGGAGAAACUGUGUAGCGGCUGAGGAAGUCAAGAGAGGAACCAAGAGCUUGACGGAAGCAUGGACAAGGAGAAGAUGAAGUGAUUUCGUGACAAGGUCAAUGAUGCAUUGAUAGAUGGUGGACCUUAAUCGUCUUCAAUGGCUGAACCUAAUGAAGAUAUAAGCCAGAC
Messenger RNA from Linum trigynum, 2608 nucleotides. NCBI's taxonomy places the organism in Eukaryota, Viridiplantae, Streptophyta, Magnoliopsida, Malpighiales, Linaceae. The record is from the annotation of a GenBank genome assembly.